AUGUCGAGACGGGUGAGGCCAGGGCACAAUGAGCAAAACAAGUGGAGUGUCCCGGCCGAACGGCUAGCCGGCGGAGAGACUGCGGCUAAGUGGAAAAGUAAGCGUUUUGGCUGGGUUUAAGUUUGCUUGUUUUUUAAAAAUCUUUUACAAUAAGUUUAAAAAUAAGAGAAAACUAUUGCCAUUUUUGUAGAUUCAUACGUUUACUUUGUUAUCCUAGCUUGCUCUUUGAUUUAUAUAAUAUUUUUAAAAGAGCCAAGCCGGGCCCAAUUUUUUGAGUUGCCUUCGAGCCAAUGAGUGCUGACGCGGUCUGACCCUUUCAAAGUUUGUUAAGCCCGAAAAACUUGAAAAAUAGACCCGGGCCUGCUCUAGGGUAAAGUUGAAACAGGUCAAGCUUAUGUUGGGGCCGCGGGUUAGGCUUGAAUAGCAGGUUGAGCAUAGAUUUUUUUUGGGCGGGCAGGGGCGGCUUGAAAAAAUUAAAACAGGCUAUGCAUAAAUGUUGAACCCUGGGUCUGAGCAGGGCUUCAAAAUUUGGCCAGGCCCGGCCCGUUUUCCACCCUUAAUAACUGAAACAACUUGUAUCAAAGUCAAUUCUUUCGUUGUAAGACCUAGAGUGGUUUCUCAGGCCUUUGAGCCCACAUGUGUAGGCCCAACCCGGCUUCUUUCAAACUUAGACUUGGCUCAGCCUUUUUCAAAUUUGCUUUGGCUCGGUCCAGUCCUGCCCGAGGCCGGCUUUGUAGGCCCGGUCUUUCAAAUAUUCUUUGAUCUAAUUUAAAUUCAUCAGACAUUGUUGAAGACCUUCCAAUUCCUUAGCAAUACCUUCCUUUAGAAUGUCUACUUUCUUAUCACAUUCAGUAAUAUCGAACAUAAUCAACUUUUCCCCAAUUUUCAUUCCCAUUCUUUCAACUAAAAACCUUCCUUUUUCAGAGCUCAGUAAUUGGCAGAAGACGAAACGAGUAGUGUUGGUGAUAGUAAAGCUAUGUACAUUGUUAUCAGUUAUUUGUUGUUUUAUUUGUACGUUGAAUCUUCUCACAGACGCCUUCAAAUUGCUAGGUGUCAAAGGCGUAGGCAUGACUAUCAAAACAUCACCACUAAUCCUGAAUCCAGUGUCAGCGUCGUUGAUUGGCAUGAUGUGCACAUUGUUGUUCCAAAAUGGCAGCACUUUGGUUAGUAUAUUGGUUGGCAUGGUCGCUAGUGGAUGUGAGUUGGCUUAGUUGUAUUAAAAAUUUAAAAAAAGUUAAAAAUCAAUUGAAAUAGUCAAUUUCAGUGAUAUCAGUUCACCACGCGCUUCCAAUGAUCAUUGGCUCAGAAAUGGGAGCAUCGUUAACCAACGUUCUCAUCUCAAUGGGUCAAUCUGGAGACCGUAACAAGUUCAGAAGGUCCUUUGCGGCCGCUACACUAAAUGACGCUUUCAACGUUUUAAAUUAUCUUACCCUUCUACCAUUAGAGAUCUGUACUGGUGUUAUUGAAGGGUUAAGUGCGAGGAUGGUCCAACCGCUAGCCACCACUCAGGCUGGAGAGAUCAAGACCUUAAACAUGCUGACUGAUCCAUUGCUCGAGCUUAUUGUUUAUGUAAGUAGAGGUUGUCACGGCCGAGAGGAUAGUGAUUAAAUAGGUUUUUGUUGAAGAAUCUUUGAGAUUUAAAAAAACAUUUUUUUUCAAUUCAAUGAAGGGCAGAGAGCAAAAAUAUAUUUUAAAAAUUUUUGAAAUUCAAAGAAAGUUCUCAAUCUGUCCCGCUCUGAUUGACUUCAAACUUUCUAUAUAGAAAAAUCAUGUAAAUAUAGGAUGUUCAGCAGAGUAUUAAAUCGCCCGUUCCAGUCAAUUUCGAGUAAAUCAAAAUCAAAAAAUUACGUUUGAAUUUCCCACCAAGUUGGCAUUGUGUUUCAAGCUUAUAACUUCGCCAUUUUUUGACUUUUAGAAAUUUUUCUUUAGUAUACUAGUAGAAUACCCCCGCAUGAACCUACAUUUUUAAAUUUGUAAGUGUAGCUUGCCUGGAAAGUAAAAAAAGUGCUUGAAACACAACGCCAAAUUUGCCAACUUGGCAGCAAAAGCAAAUAUUUAAAAUUUAAAACUCAAAAGCGCGAGCUAAAAUUUUUUAUGGGUACUAUAGAUGGUGCAAAGAAUUCAUAUAAAAACUUUAAGCUGAUUCUAAGUGAAGCAGGUUGAGUACUUUGUUGUCAGUCAGUGGGAGGCAAAUUUUGUUUUUAAUUUUUAAGAUGUUUAAAAUUUUUUUAACUAAAGGCUUUCUGAAUAGUUUUUUUAAUAAUUUAUUUUUGAUAAAGCCAUUUUUAAGAUCGACGACGACGCAAUAAACGCUGAUAUAGCAGCCGCUACUGAUUCGGACAAUUCCACAAUACCUUCAGGACGAGAAACCUUUAUUUAUCGAUGUGUCAACUUGACAACAAAGGCUGUUAACAAUAACUGUAAGCUUCUUUACUAUCUUAACUACUUAAGCCUUUAAAAAACUGUCUUAAACUAACUUGUAAAACUAUAAUAAUAUACAAAAUUCACUUAUAGAUCAAACAGUACGAAAAAAACCCGAACAAACCGAAUUUCAGGCCAAUACCACCACCUCUUCGCCAACUCUUUCUGGCCUGAUGCUUUAAUUGGAGCAAUAUUACUGUGCGUAGCCAUCGUAUCCCUAAUCUGCUGUCUAAUUGGCAUAGUCCAGCUAAUGCAAUCCUUAUUAGCCGGCCGAGUUGCAGUCCUAGUUCGUCGAAUCCUAGACCAAGAAUGUCCCCACCCAUUCAGCUUCAUCACCGGCUACAUCGUGAUGUUGUUCGGAAUGGUGGUUGUCUUCAUCGUUCAAUCAAACAGUGUGUUCAGAUCAGCCUUGACACCGCUUGUAGGUAUUGGUGUUGUGACUUUGGAUAGGUUAUAUCCAUUGUUACUUGGAGCUAACAUGGGGUCUUCGUUUACUGGAAUUCUGGCUGCGCUUUCAGCCGACCCAGCUAGGCUGAAGGAGACCUUGCAGAUAGCUUUAUGUGAAACGUUAUGUAACGUUUUUGGGGCUAUAGCGUUUUAUCCUAUACCGUUCUUAAGACACAUACCCAUGAAUAUUGCGAUGAAGCUAGGGGAUACUACUGCUCAAGUAAGUUAAUACCUACUAUAAUAUAAUGACAUUACUACCUACGACAAUAUAAUAGCUUUUCUUUUCAAUUUCACAAUGUUUUGGCCCUAGUACUGUAACUAAAAACUAAUUUUUUUCCAUCUUUAUGACCUUCCGAUACAAAUAUGAUAUCAAUAAAACUUUUAAAAGAAUGACAUUUCAGUACCGAUGGUUUGCCUUGGUCUACAUAGCACUAUUCUUUUUCGUAAUGCCCUUAUCACUACUUGGCAUCACCUUACUUCCCACUUGGGCCACAAUAACAACAAUUUCACUACUCGUCUUCUUUCUUACCAUUAUCUUCACCAUCAACUGGAUGCAAUCAACCUACCCCACACUACUACCAAAGAUGUUACAAUCCUGGGAUUGGCUACCAAAACCGCUAUAUUCUCUGCGACCGUACGAUGACUUCGUACGAAAAUACUUUGGCUCCGUAGCUUGUUGUAAGAACCACUUUGUGUCUUCUGAUGAACAUAGAAAACGGUCAGGACACUUGGAUGAUAUGUUUGUUCGGCCCUCGAUGGCUGAAAAAGAAGCAGUUCAGAAUGAAGAAGACCGGCUUGGCUUCAUCAGAGAGAUAAUGAGGACUCCAACGCCGCAAAUGACUUAUUAUUAA
This is a messenger RNA of Bursaphelenchus okinawaensis, 3719 nucleotides long. The record is from the annotation of a GenBank genome assembly. NCBI's taxonomy places the organism in Eukaryota, Metazoa, Nematoda, Chromadorea, Rhabditida, Aphelenchoididae.